Hemibagrus wyckioides is the source of this 5131-nucleotide messenger RNA. RefSeq names its product erb-b2 receptor tyrosine kinase 2 (gene erbb2). Gene Ontology annotation, molecular function: ATP binding; transmembrane receptor protein tyrosine kinase activity. The record is from RefSeq and is a predicted model, not a curated record. Gene Ontology annotation, biological process: cell surface receptor protein tyrosine kinase signaling pathway; positive regulation of MAPK cascade; multicellular organism development. Lineage: Eukaryota; Metazoa; Chordata; Actinopteri; Siluriformes; Bagridae. The transcript has 27 exons. The coding region runs from base 252 to 4037 and encodes 1261 amino acids. Gene Ontology annotation, cellular component: signaling receptor complex; basal plasma membrane.
CCGCGGCCGAAACUGACAAGUCUCUCCCUCUCGGUCGUCUCUCUCUCUCGCGCGCGCGCUCAAUACUCGGCAGGAAGUUGUCGAGAUUGAAAAGGGUGAAAGCCACAAGACAAAACAAAACAAAGCCGACGCGUCUUAUUUAUGUUUCGGGAAAGUUGGGGAGUUCAUUCAAGGCUUCAGUAAAGCAGCCCGGGGAUCACUAAACGGAUUUAAUAUCGCAAAUAACGACCCAAGUGCUGAAUAUGGACUGAAUGGUGGCCGAAAACCCGAUGGAGGCGGCGAGAAGUUUUCGGUUCGUCCUGCUGCUCUGGAUUUUGGGAAUUACGAGAGUCGCGGCGAGAGAAGUAUGUCUGGGUACGGAUAUGAAGCUGGCUUUGCCAUCCAGUCUGGAGAACCAUUAUGAGAUGCUACGGCUCCUUUACACCGGUUGCCAGGUCGUCCAUGGCAACCUGGAGAUCACGCACCUACAAGGGACGUCGGAUCUUUCCUUCCUGAAGGAAAUCGUGGAGGUUCAAGGCUAUGUGCUGAUAGCCCAUGUUUCCAUGACCAUGGUUCCUCUGGAGAAUCUGCACAUUAUCCGAGGCAGUCAGCUGUACAACUCGAGUUACGCGCUCGCUGUCCUGAACAACACCGGAGUGGAGCAGCUAUGGCUCAGGAGUCUGACGGAGAUUUUACUGGGUGAUGUUUACAUCAAGGAAAACCCCAAACUGUGUUUCCCCGACCCUCAAUCUAUCAACUGGAAGGACAUCAUGGCUGACCAGGAUCUAAAUGGAAAACUGCAGAAUCUUCAGUCAUCAGCAGCUAAAUGUCCAGCUUGUCCUCAAUCAUGCAAAGUCAGGGGCUGCUGGGGCCCCACUGUAGCUGACUGCCAAACAUUGACCAACGUGCCCUGUACAUCAGGCUGUAAGCGCUGUAAAGGUCUCGAUGCGAGCGACUGUUGUCAUGUGCAGUGUGCUGCAGGCUGCACCGGCCCUAAGGACUCUGACUGUCUGGCUUGUCGGCACUUUAACGACAGUGGCACAUGUAAAGACAACUGCCCCGCUCCUUCCAUCUAUGACCCGGUGACGUAUCAGUCCAAACCGAACCCCAACAAGAAGUUCAGCUUCGGUGCCACCUGUGUGAAAAAGUGUCCAAAUAACUAUUUGGCCAUGGAUGUAGCGUGCACAAUGGUUUGCCCUACAGCCAAUCAGGAGGUCAUCAUCGUCCAACCAGAUGGCCAGGAGACACAGAAAUGUGAGAAGUGUGAAGGAGAGUGUCCGAAAGUGUGUUAUGGUCUGGGGAUGGGAAACCUCCAGGGGAUAACAGCUGUGAAUUCCUCCAACAUCGCUUCCUUCCAGGGCUGUAAGAAGAUCUAUGGCAGCCUGGCCUUCCUUACACACUCAUUUGAAGGGGAUCCACGCAGUAAUUCUUCAGGCCUGCAGUCGAGUGACCUAGAAGUGUUCCGAACUUUAGAGGAGAUCACAGGUUACCUGUACAUCGAUGCAUGGCCAGAGAACCGGAGUGACUUGAGUGUGUUCGAAAACCUGAAGGUCAUCAGGGGACGAAUGCUUUACAAGGGUGUGUUUUCUCUGGGAGUUCAGUCUCUCCACAUCGAGUCUCUUGGCCUGCGUUCUCUGCGCCGUGUCAGCGGCGGCCUUGUGCUCAUCCACAACAACUCCAAACUGUGUUACACAUCAUCUCUGCCCUGGGCAUCCCUGCUCUACCCGAGUCAGGAGCUCAACCUCAUCAGCAACAACAACCGAGACCCCAAAACCUGUGAGGCUGAGGGUCAUGUGUGUGACUCACUGUGUGCAAAUGGAAGCUGCUGGGGUCCUGGGCCGAGUCAGUGUGUGUCAUGUAAGUCGUUUCAGCGCGGUAUGGAGUGUGUGGAGCAGUGCAACAUCCAACAUGGUGACUUCAGAGAGUUCAUCGACGGAUCCUCAUGCGUGUCUUGUCACCCUGAGUGUCGGCUAAUCAAUGGCUCCGCCUCCUGCACUGGCCCUGGAGCGAACAAGUGUGUGGAGUGUGAACACUUUCAGGACGGUGACAUGUGUGUUGAGCGCUGCCCGAGCGGCGUGAAGGAGGAACAACACACCAUGUGGAAAUACGCCAAUGAGAGCGGACACUGCGUGCCCUGUGCCACCAACUGCACUGUCUCCUGUACGAUGGACGAUCGAGGAUGUCCAGUUCACCAGAAAACCGGGCCCGGGACGACGAUAGCAGCAAUCGGCGGCGUGGUUCUCUUUAUCAUCCUUCUGGGUCUGCUCAUCUUCUAUCUGUGCCGGCAAAAGAAUCUGAAGAAGAAGGAGACUUUGAGGAGACGGCUGCAGGAGCACGAGCUGGUGGAGCCACUGACACCCAGUGGAGUACAACCCAAUCAGGCUCAGAUGCGCAUCCUGAAGGAAACAGAGCUGAAGAAGUUGCGAGUUCUUGGCUCUGGAGCUUUUGGCACUGUCUACAAGGGAAUCUGGACACCUGAUGAAGAAACCAUGAAGAUCCCGGUGGCCAUUAAAGUGUUGCGUGAGAACACUUCCCCUAAGGCCAACAAGGAAAUUCUGGAUGAAGCGUACGUGAUGGCAGGUGUGGUCAGUCCAUAUGUGUGCCGCUUGUUGGGAAUCUGCUUGACCUCCACGGUGCAGCUGGUCACUCAGCUCAUGCCGUACGGCUGCCUGCUGGAUUACGUCCGAGAGAACAAGGACCACAUCGGAUCUCAGUACCUCCUCAACUGGUGUGUGCAGAUCGCUAAGGGAAUGAGUUACCUGGAGGACGCCCGACUGGUCCACAGAGAUCUGGCUGCCAGGAACGUUCUGGUGAGGAACCCCAACCAUGUGAAGAUCACAGAUUUCGGCCUGGCUCGCCUCCUGGACAUAGAUGAGACUGAGUACCAUGCAGAUGGUGGAAAGGUGCCCAUCAAGUGGAUGGCUUUAGAGUCGAUUCUUCAUAGGAAGUUCACUCACCAGAGUGACGUGUGGAGUUACGGAGUGACCGUGUGGGAGUUGAUGACCUUUGGCAUGAAGCCCUAUGAUCUCAUCCCAGCACGGGAUAUCCCUGAGCUGCUGGAGCGAGGAGAGCGCCUUCCUCAGCCUUUCAUCUGCACCAUCGACGUCUACAUGAUCAUGGUCAAGUGCUGGAUGAUUGACCCCGAGUGUCGACCCAGAUUCAAGGAGCUGGUGAAUAAUUUCAGCACUAUGGCACGAGAUCCUCCACGCUACGUCGUCAUUCCUAAUGAUGAGCAGAUGAGUCUGUCAAGUUUGGUGGACAGUAAGUUUUACCGCACAUUGCUGGAAGAAGAAGGAGGGAAUGUGAAGGAACUGCUGGAUGCUGAGGAGUAUUUGGUGCCGCAACCCGGAUUCUUUGAGAACCAGGCGAAUGGACUGACUAGACAUCACUCACACAGGAGCACAGACCUGGGACUGGAGACGGAUGCUGUGCCAAGUGGACGGAGCAUGCAUUCAUUGGUCAGCACGUUAGGGCGGAGUCUAUACCCGACACUUCCUGUUGGAGCCACGGUCAACGGAAAUUGGGGAGGCUCUCAGUACCGCUCGCUGGCCCGAAGCCAAUCCCAUUGCUCUGCUGGCGGCCAGUCAGACUCUGUGUUUCUCGACGGGGGCAGGGACGAGCCUCCUUCCAGUCCUGGACGCUACAGUAAGGAUCCCACUAUCCCUGGGUGCAUGGAUGGAGAUUUGGAAGUGGACGGGCCAAUAAAUUACCCGUCACACUCAUUGCCGCGCAAAACACACACGCAACCAGAGUAUGUGAAUCAGGACAUCCAAUCAGAACGGGCGAAUACGUUGCCACGUAAAUCCACAGAGAGGCGUUUACACAACGGCAUCACUGCUGGACGCAGCGUGGAGAACCCUGAGUACCUGGUGCCCACAUCUCCUGCUUUUGACAAUCCAUAUUACUUGGACCUUGUGUCUAAAGUGCCAGGUGGGGCUUCAGUGGGCGGAGCCACAUCACCACCCAGGCAGGUGAACGGCUACGUAACGCCAACAGCGGAAAAUCCAGAGUACCUGGGACUGGCCGAAACUUGGAGCGGCCAGAGAGAGGGCACCUGAGAAGGGGUGGAAAGGGGGGAAGCGGUGAGGGGCUGAGUGAGUCAUUGAAUGAGUGAAUCAGUGAGUCACUGAGUGAGUCUUUGAAUGAGUGAAUCCGUGAAUUAGAGAGUCAUAGAGUGGGAGAGUCAGUGAAUGAGUGUGUUAAGUACUGUAUGUUCUAGGGCUGUCAGAAUGCUUUAAAAAUGUUCUCUUGGUUUUAACUGUUUUAAAUCUUUAGUAUUUGUAUUAAGGAAUGCACGAUGUUAACAAGCCAUAGACCAAGUAGCCAUGCUGUAUUAUCACAUCACGUAAACCACAGCUGCUAUUUGUUUUGCAUUUUUUAAUCAGGCAUCACAAAGAGAUUCAUAAGCUAGAAAAUGGACACUACACUGUGUCCUGCACUAUACUACUGCCCAGUUCGAUGCAGUUUGACAUUGAGACACAGAAAAGUUCUGAAAAUGAGCUGACACAUAGAGAACACUACAGAACUUUAAUUUCCUUUAAAUUUAAAUAGGAAGUAAAUGCGCAAUUCAUGGCGUGUGCUUUCACAAGAUUAUUCAGAGCAGUACUCCUACAACAGUCCAAAAAUGUAUGAAACCUGCUGACUAAUAGCAGAACGUUGUAAGAUUGUGAAUAUCUAAAUAAUUAAAUAAUAAUUAAAUUGGAGUAUUUUUGGCAAAAUUUGUGUGAAAUUUGUUCUGACACAUAUGCCCUAAUACAUAUGAAGCAGUGAAUGUCAUGGAUGAAUGGAUGGAUGGAUGGAUGUGUGGACACUUUCUGGUGAAGACUGACCUACAGGAGACUCUCAGAUUCCAUCUAAGUCAUGGAAUUUCCUUUUAAAAAUCCAAUGUAGCAUCCGGUGUGUGGACAGCCUGGACAAUUUUGGUUGUUUAAACAUCACUGAAAGAUGCAAUUCAGACAGUGAAUUCACUGAACUUUGAAGAACGAACCCAUGCACGAUGUCUGUGGGAAAACCAAACGUGGUACAAUCCAACAGGGAUGGCUGUAAUUAUUGGUAUGAGCCAACGGGAACGUUUUAUUAAAAAAAAAAAAAAAAACACGAGGCAAAUGAAGCAUGUAAGAAUGUACAAACCAAAUGACACUGGAUCUGGAAA